GAAGUCAAUUAGGGUCUCGUACAAAAAAUGAUUUUAUGAUAAUAGCUCAUCGGCCGCAGGCUAGCACCACCCAAGACCGCCAACUAAUUUACGUGAAUGAAGUAAUGUAGCGUUCAAUUAAGUGGGAAUGGCACAUGACGACGGGCAGUAGAACAACAAACCAAACUGUAUAUAAAGAUGAGAAUACAGUCGAGUAGGCUAAAAAUCACAUCACAUCACAUCACAUCAAAACAAAAAAUAUAUAAAUUUCAAGAAUUUUACUUUGAGAAACAAAACAUCAGAUAUUCUAGAUCAAGAUUACAAAAUGCAAGCAACUCCAAAGCCAACCGGUCAUCCGACAAAGGCAGACAUAAAAAAACAAACAAAAGCAAACACCGUAGCAAAUUCAAAAGUCGUAAAGCCACAACCGUCUUCGAGUACACAGACGUCGUCUGGAGAGUCUGCGACGCCCUCCCGAACAAGAACAAUAAAGAUCCGUAACGAAGGAGACAACAGCAAUGGUGGUAUCACCGAUGCAUACGAUAAAGAUGAAAGACGGAUUGCCAACCGGAAGGAGCAAAAUUUGAAAGCAAGAAAAACUGACCCGGCCCCAAGCACAACGCAAAAACUUGUGGGCAAGAUAAAAGACAAGGCAGGAUUAUAAAAGGAAAGCACGUUGGUAUUUGCUAGGCAGAAGGGGUAGGACACAGGGUGUCAUUGAUCGCGCGUUGGAACCAAUAUAAAAUGAUAAAUCGCUUCACAGACAAUUUGGGAAGUAGCUUCA
Messenger RNA from Botrytis cinerea B05.10, 763 nucleotides. RefSeq lists its product as hypothetical. NCBI's taxonomy places the organism in Eukaryota, Fungi, Ascomycota, Leotiomycetes, Helotiales, Sclerotiniaceae. The record is from RefSeq and is a predicted model, not a curated record. The coding region runs from base 305 to 643 and encodes 112 amino acids. The transcript has a single exon.